Molecule: messenger RNA, 1381 nt
Organism: Nothoprocta perdicaria
Lineage: Eukaryota; Metazoa; Chordata; Aves; Tinamiformes; Tinamidae
Gene: BACE1
Product: beta-secretase 1
Exons: 9
Coding region: 18-1337 (439 amino acids)
Biological process (GO): amyloid-beta metabolic process; membrane protein ectodomain proteolysis
Cellular component (GO): endosome; membrane; trans-Golgi network
Molecular function (GO): aspartic-type endopeptidase activity
Source: RefSeq, a predicted model, not a curated record
CCCGCGCCUUCCUGCCCAUGGUGGACAACCUGCGCGGCAAGUCCGGCCAGGGCUACUACGUGCAGAUGGCGCUGGGCAGCCCGCCGCAGAAGCUCAACAUCCUGGUGGACACGGGCAGCAGCAACUUCGCGGUGGGCGCCGCGCCGCACCCCUUCCUGCGGCGGUACUACCAGCGGCAGCGCUCCAGCACCUACCGCGACCUGCGCAAGGGCGUCUACGUGCCCUACACCCAGGGCAAGUGGGAGGGCGAGCUGGGCACCGACCUCGUCACCAUCCCGCACGGCCCCAACGUCACCAUCAGAGCCAACAUMGCCGCCAUCACCGAGUCGGACAAGUUCUUCAUCAACGGCUCCAACUGGGAGGGCAUCCUGGGGCUGGCCUACGCGGAGAUCGCGCGCCCCGACGACAGCCUGGAGCCCUUCUUUGACUCGCUGGUGAAGCAGACGCGGGUGCCCAACAUCUUCUCGCUGCAGCUGUGCGGCGCGGGCUUCUCGCCCAACGGCAGCGAGGCGCUGGCGGCCGUGGGGGGCAGCAUGAUCAUCGGCGGCAUCGACCGCGCGCUCUACGUGGGCGACAUCUGGUACACGCCCAUCCGCAAGGAGUGGUACUACGAGGUCAUCAUCGUGAAGCUGGAGGUCAACGGGCAGGACCUCAACAUGGACUGCAAGGAGUACAACUACGACAAGAGCAUCGUGGACAGCGGCACCACCAACCUCAGGCUGCCCAAGAAGGUGUUCGAGGCUGCGGUGAGGUCCAUCAAGACGGCUUCAUCGACGGAGAAGUUCCCCGACGGCUUCUGGCUGGGGGAGCAGCUGGUUUGCUGGCAGGUGGGCACCACCCCCUGGCACAUCUUCCCUGCGCUGUCCCUCUACCUGAUGGGCGAGGCCACCAACCAGUCGUUCCGGAUCACCAUCCUGCCGCAGCAGUACCUGCGCCCCGUGGAGGACGUGGCCACCUCGCAGGAUGACUGCUACAAGUUCGCCAUCUCKCAGUCCUCCACGGGCACCGUCAUGGGCGCCGUCAUCAUGGAGGGCUUCUACGUGGUGUUCGACCGGGCCCGCAAGCGCAUCGGCUUCGCCGUGAGCGCCUGCCACGUGCACGACGAGUUCCGCACGGCUGCCGUGGAGGGGCCCUUCCUGCACGCCGACAUGGAGGACUGCGGCUACAACAUCCCGCAGACGGACGAGUCCACGCUGAUGACCAUCGCCUACGUGAUGGCGGCCAUCUGCGCCCUCUUCAUGCUGCCGCUCUGCCUCAUGGUGUUCCAGUGGCGCUGCUUCCGCUGCCUGCGGCGCGAGCACGACGACUUUGCCGACGACAUCUCGCUGCUCAAGUGAGCGCGGCGGCACGCGGGGCGCGCGGCCAGGUGAGGCGGCGGCGC